AUGUUGCGAUACUUUACAGUAGAGUACGACGGGUAUACGUACAAGAAGGAGGAAAAGAAAGAAGAAGAGAAGACCUCUGGCGCGCACUAUCUGAUCAACACGCUGACCCUGUGCCCGAGCGAAAAGACAGAGCUGCAGAAGAUAAUUAGCAGAAUGAACACGAAGAGCAAAUGGAAGGACUUGUCCGACAAGCAGGAAAGAAUCUACUUGAAAAUGGAAAAGAUUCUUUCGAAGCUGAAAGCAUACACGCCGUUCUCUGUGCCCUUUCUCAGCAAAGUCAGCAAGAGAGAAGCCCCCGAGUACUACAACCUCAUAAAAAACCCGAUAGAUUUAGGGAAAAUAGGAAAAAAGCUUUUUCUCCAGGAGUACUCCGAUGUGAAUGAUUUUUUGAAGGAUCUCGACCUAAUUUGGGAAAACUGUUUUAAGUUCAACAGCACGCACGGGAACAUAUAUGCGAUGUACGCACAAAAAAUGAAAGAAAAGUCGCUUGUUCUCCUGCAAGACCUCUUUUCAGAGAGAGAAAUAGAAAUACAGGAGCCGCAGGAAGAAGUGGACCACUUUAUACAGUCUGAAAAACAGAGAAAAGAGAUGGUAGCUACCCGCGCAGCUAUUCUGCAGAACCCUGCUGAGUUCACGUGCAAGCGAACAGGCGCAUCAAUGGGGGAGUUCUGGAAACAGGAAACAGAGGCCAUCAGGCAAAACCAGAACAUUUAUAGUCUGGGUACAAUAAAUAGCGAAAUAGAUGGAAUGAAUGAGCUGUGUGAUACAGCUACUACAAACACAAAAAGAAAGAGCUCCCUGUACAUACCAGAGUACACACACUUCUACAACAGUUUCCCUGUUUAUGUGCCAGAGCCAAGAGCAUCACCGCCCUCUUACUACACAAUAGAUGAUUUGCUUCUCUCUGGAUACACCGCAUACAACAAAAAUAGCAAGGCGUACAAGCUGGGAGAGAGAAUGGCGCAGGAUAAGAAGCUGUUCUACAACAAGAAUUUCUACACAGCAGAUAACAAGGCUGUAAAUGACAUUUACAUGGGAAGAUGCGAGAUUAUGCUCCUUCUGAAGAAAAUAGUUACACUGGAGCUGAUAUCAACAGGGUUUACAAGCACGGAGGCAUCAGCGCUGAACAUUCUUGUGUCGUAUGCCAUGCACAAGAUAGAGAGUGCAAUGAAGCAGCUGUCAGAAUACAAGCGCAGAAUAUCGCACACUGCAGAAAAGAACACAACAGAAAACAUCCUAAAGUAUCUGAUACACGUUUUCCAGCUGAACUCAGCAGACAUGGAGCCAAAUGCAUUCUUUUCAGAGGAAGAGGAAGACUCAGACGAGGAGUCCAUUAUAAACAUGAUAUACUCCAACCCUGAGGAUGUUGAUGUGGAGAUAGAUGACGACUUGAUCUAG
Molecule: messenger RNA, 1398 nt
Organism: Nematocida minor
Lineage: Eukaryota; Fungi; Microsporidia
Exons: 1
Coding region: 1-1398 (465 amino acids)
Biological process (GO): regulation of transcription by RNA polymerase II
Cellular component (GO): SLIK (SAGA-like) complex; SAGA complex
Molecular function (GO): structural molecule activity; protein binding
Source: RefSeq, a predicted model, not a curated record